This is a messenger RNA of Stylonychia lemnae, 2424 nucleotides long. NCBI's taxonomy places the organism in Eukaryota, Ciliophora, Spirotrichea, Sporadotrichida, Oxytrichidae. The record is from the annotation of a GenBank genome assembly.
AUGAUUCACCACCCGUAGCAAUAAAUGAUUUUUGCUUAGCAACCAUCACAAAUAGGCCUUAUGGGCAACUAAUAACCUAUUCAAUAGCAAUGGGCUAAUUAUUUGCCUAAUGUCACUCCAUAAGACCCUCACUAAGACUUAUUUAUGGGGCAACAAAAAGUGAAUGGACUAUCUAGUUGCGCUGCUUAAAUAAAUCCUGCUUAAUAUUAUAACUAAUAUGGCGGAGCUCCAAUUGGAAUGUAGACAAAUAUAAAUAUGAAUGGCUCUAGUUUGGUUAGCACUCACAGUGAAUCUUAGCAGGCUUAAAGCAUUGUGAAAUAGCGUUAUAUUCUACAUAGUGAACUAGGAUAAGGCUCAUUCAGUAAAUUAUUGAAAAAAUUGAUCAAAUUUUUAGGUGUGAUUUAUUAAGCAUUUGAUAUAUACGCUCAAAGAGAUGUUGCAUUAAAAAUGGAGAAAAAGGAUAAGGCAAGAAAGAUACUUUAAAAUGAAUACUCCUUCCUAAAGAGACUACAAAGUAAACAAAUACUUGGUUAAAUAACAAAUCUAGACAUUCCACAUAUUGUGAAAACAUACGAUUUUGAGAAUUAAGAGGAUAUUUAGUUAGAAAACUUCAUAGUGAUGGAUUUAAAAGGCAUAAGUUUAGCAAGCUACAAAAAAAACAAUAAUAUUAAGAAUGAGUACUAAGCGAUUGAUAUUCUCUAGCAAGUUCUCACAGCUAUUUAAUUUAUCCAUCAUGAAGGAAUUAUUCAUCGGGAUAUCAAACCUUCUAAUUUUGUCAUGGGUUUCAAGCCAGAGGAGAAAAAUAAAGUCUUUUUGGUUGAUUUUGGAUUGGCGAAGGAACAUUUAGACCCAUAAUCUGGAAAACCAUAUGAUCAGAGGAGAAAUACUGAUUUUAGAGGAACCAUUCCAUAUGCCAGUAUUAAUGCUCAUUUAAAGAAGGAGUUAUCUCGAAGAGAUGAUUUGUGGUGCUUUUUUUAUAUGAUGCUGGAAUUCCUUGAUGAACAACUCGUCUGGAAAACCUGCAGUAAUAAAGAUAAAGUCAAAGAGAUGAAAAUAGAAGCUUUUAAGAGGCCUGAUUUGCAUUUAUAUCCAAAGAUUGGUUAAAAACAUCCUUAGAUCAAAGAAAUUCACUAGCAUCUUGUGAGUCUUAAAUAUGCUGAUGAACCAAAUUACGACCUAAUAAGAGAGAAGUUAAUUUAAAUCUAGAAGAAAGCGUAUAAGUCUCUUCAUGCAAAGCAAAGAUAAAAUUUACCAGCACCUUAAUAGACAUUAGGCUUAUAACCCAAUGCGAUUCCUUAAAUCAUACCACCAUCAUCAUAAUUUAAUAAUAAUAUCCAACAAACACAGCAGAAUCUGAUUUUGAACAUCUAAAAUGGCUAAAAUUAGCAGUAGAUAAGAAUGUAUGAUCCCAACUUUAACCCUCAAAAUAAUUAUGUAAUUCCAUUUGGCCAUCCAAUCAAUCAAUAAAUGAAUCAACCUCAUCCUAUGCCCCCACAUGAUCAGUAUCAAUAGUAUUUUAUGAUGGAUCCAUUUUUUACCUAAAACGCUAUGAUGCCUCGAUAACUUUAUCAUAUCCCCGACAACUAGCAAUUUAUAAAUAUGGAUCCUUUCCUUUAUUAGGCUUCAAAUCAAUAAAUUCCUUAUAUGCAGCCUCAUUAAGCUCCUUAUAAAUAAGCAAUUUAUGAGCCAGUUACUUAAUAAUAGGGAUAUUGUGUCAGUAAUGAAUAAUAAGAAUUGGGAAAUAGAAGGAUAUUAAAGCAAAUUAGCAAAUUAGCAGAGUUAGAAAAAAUACAAAAAAAUAAAGCAUUUUUAGAGCAAUAGUAAUAGCUUUAAAUGCUUCCAAAUAAUCAGCAAUAAAUUUUUAUUGACGAUCAAGAUGAUGAUCUUACUUAGAAAAAUCUAUUAAAUAUUAGUAAUGAUCAUCAAAUCAUAACGACAAACACCACAUUAAAUAAAUAAAUUGAGAAAAUAUCAUCAUAAGGAAAAAUCUCAAGUGGAAAAAAAUCUUUUUAAUAAAAUCAAUAGCAUAUUGAAAAAACAGAUGAUACUGAAAAAGAAGAAAAUCAUGGAUUAUAGCCUAUUCAAGAAAAUGCUUAGGAAUUGAUUUUAAAUUCAGGUGGGGAUAGCCUAGAUGACAGAGAUAAUUAAAAUUAGCAUACAAGUAUGAUUUGUAACCAAUCAAAAUCUGGAGAAGCUGGUAACAAUUUAUAUUAGAUCAAGGAUUUGAUAUUAAUACCUGAUUAUGAGAGAUAUAAAAAUGCUGAUCACUCAUAGAUGACUAGCUAGAAGUAGCUUUUAUUAAAGGGCGAUAACUUCCCUAGCAGGAAAAGAGGCAGACCUAAGGGCUCUAAAAAUAAACCCAAGAGCGGAAGAAGAUAAAGAUUAGAGAAAGAUUUAUAAUAAAGCAAAGGUGAAGCAUAUUGA